AUGGCGCCGCAUUUUUCAGGAGCAUCAGCGAUCAAGUACACAGACACCCUGAUUCAACCUGAACCAACCCCAGACACCCUGAUUCAACCUGAACCAACCCCAAACACCCUGAUUCAACCUGAACCAACCCCAAACACCCUGAUUCAACCUGAACCAACCCCAAACACCCUGAUUCAACCUGAACCAACCCCAAACACCCUGAUUCAACCUGAACCAACCCCAAACACCCUGAUUCAACCUGAGCCAACCCCAAACACCCUGAUUCAACCUGAACCAACCCCAGACACCCUGAUUCAACCUGAACCAACCCCAGACACCCUGAUUCAACCUGAGCCAACCCCAAACACCCUGAUUCAACCUGAACCAACCCCAGACACCCUGAUUCAACCUGAGCCAACCCCAAACACCCUGAUUCAACCUGAACCAACCCCAAACCAACCCGAAACGACUUGA
Molecule: messenger RNA, 453 nt
Organism: Penaeus monodon (black tiger shrimp)
Lineage: Eukaryota; Metazoa; Arthropoda; Malacostraca; Decapoda; Penaeidae
Product: protein TsetseEP-like
Exons: 2
Coding region: 1-453 (150 amino acids)
Source: RefSeq, a predicted model, not a curated record